AUGAUCGCUCUCUAUAAUGACAUUCUCUUCCUGGUGCUUGAGCAUCUUCACGACGAAAAAGACCGUCUUCGACUUUUAUUAGUAUGCCGUGGAUGGUACACUAUACUUCUUCCCAAGGCUUACCAGCGUAUCAACGUUCAAGACUUACAAAUCUAUGGUUUUGUUUGUUCAAUUCAACGAAAUCCCGACAUUGGUCUCUAUAUCCAAAAUUUGCAUCUCUCGUGGGGCUGGUAUCCCAUGGAAGAUCUCAGUAUUGAAUACGAUUUGGAGCCAUUCGAGGAUACCAUCAACCAAUUGAGCCUCUCAGCAGGGCACAGAGUGGAAUGGGAAACCCAGCUUUUUGAAGGGAAAUCCCACGCCUGGCUCGCACUACUCUUGCCAUCACUUAAAGCCGUCAGAGCCCUAACUGUCCAAUGCCCAGGCUUCUCCGAUUCCUUUUUCCUCAUGCUAGCUCGAGUAGCUUCUCGGGAAGCGCCAUUUGAUAAGAACCCCGUAUUACAGCGACUGCAAACUGUGCACGCUGAAUAUGAAUCCGUCAAAUCACACCACUUCUCCGCGGAAUUUUGGGCGGUGAUGCAAUUUCCAGCUUUACGAUCAUUCUCCGCGAGCAGGAUGUGUGAAGAAAAUUAUGGCCGUUGGCUGAAGUUUUCUAAAUGUAAACCAGCGUUCAAAACCUCUGGGGUUACAAAGCUGCAAUUCGACCGGAGCAAUGCUCGUGCAGGCAUGAAUGAUUUUAUUACGACCUGCGCCAAUUUGCAAGUUUUUGAGUAUCAGCACGACAACCAGGCUAUCUGGAGUCAAGUAUAUCUCAACUUUCGCCCUGGACAAUUUUACUUGGCUCUAUAUACCCAGAAGCAUAGUCUGCAGGUACUUCGGUUGAACGAUAAAGGAGAGCAUGAGGACAUAGACGAGGAGUGGGAUUCAGAAGAUGAAAUGGACUACUCCUCUUUUGGCUCUCUGGAGGACUUCGGGCAGCUGCGUGAACUGCGGAUACCCCUCCGUGUGCUCCUUCAAUUCGGUCCGAACGAUUACCCGGCUGUUUCUCUACAAGAGGUUCUCCCCUCCAGUUUGGAGCAUCUCUUACUUGCUGCAUACUAUGUCAAGGACUUCGGCCUGGUGAUGAGCAAUGUUCAAAACAUGCUAAGAAAACGAGAAGAGCGAUUCCCGAAUCUCAAAAGACUCGAAAUUCAACCAGUCGAUGUAGAGUUGGACGAGACAACAACCAUUGCUUUUCAUACUAUGAAGACACCACAGCAUAUUAUUCAGUCAUUCGCACCGUUGAGGAUGCAAUGUGAAGACCUGGGAAUCCAUUUUGGCUUCAUAGUUCACACAUGA
Messenger RNA from Penicillium verhagenii, 1335 nucleotides. RefSeq lists its product as uncharacterized. The record is from RefSeq and is a predicted model, not a curated record. Gene Ontology annotation, molecular function: protein binding. The transcript has a single exon. Lineage: Eukaryota; Fungi; Ascomycota; Eurotiomycetes; Eurotiales; Aspergillaceae. The coding region runs from base 1 to 1335 and encodes 444 amino acids.